Molecule: messenger RNA, 333 nt
Organism: Adineta steineri
Lineage: Eukaryota; Metazoa; Rotifera; Eurotatoria; Adinetida; Adinetidae
Source: the annotation of a GenBank genome assembly
AUGGACGAUACAAAUGAUACAAGUUUCGUUGUCGAUGAAGUAUCAAAUGUGAUAAAAGAAUCAAUUGAAGCAACAAUUGGAUCUCAAUCAUAUCAACAAGCAAGAAUAAAUACAUGGACAUCAAAUAUAGUUGAAGCUAUUCUUAAUUCAUUAACAAAAUUAAAUAAACCUUUUAAAUAUAUUGUUUCAUGUGUUAUAAUGCAAAAAAAUGGUGCUGGUUUACAUACAGCAAGUUCAUGUUUUUGGGAUAAUACAACUGAUGGUUCAUGUACUGUUCGUUGGGAAAAUAAAUCAAUGUAUGCUAUUGUCUCCGUAUUUGGUUUAUCGAUCUGA